CCAUCCUGCAACAUUAACAAGACCUACUAAUCAAAGACUUAAAAAUGAGGUUGCUCGCAGUUUCUUUCCUCCUGGCAUCCUGCAUCCUGAGUUCACAAUGUAUAAUGGUUAAGGACAGUGGGUUUAGCUUUAAGCUGGAGGCUGUAAAGAUCCUAAAGCAGCUAAUGGAAGCUCUUGGAAAUGAAAAUGAUCAUGUUGCAAGCACUCCAGUGCCUCUCUGUGUCAACCCAGAUCUCCCUGAAGACUUUCUGGAAUUGUGCCUGCGAGAUGAUCAUGACAAAAUCUUUACAAAUCUGGUUCAAAUCAUCACACCUCUAGACCCAUGUGAGAUCUGUGCAAAUGCUGCCUGCACUGGAUGUGUGUUUAAUAACAUUUAACUCACCAGCUCUCAAAGAUGUAUUUGUUUAUCUUGUUCUGUUCUUUUUCUUUGCUUAGUUGCUUAUGUGAGAGAGAUGGAAGAUUUUUUUUUCUAUAAGCUAUCAAAACCUGAUGUUUAUAAGUUUCACUACAUUUGUCUUAUUUUAUGUUUCUAAAUUUGCAAUUAAUUCUACUACUUCUACUACUAUGUCUUCUACUACUACUACUACUACUGCUUCUACUACUACUGCUUUUACCAAUACUAAUACUACUACAACUAAUUAUACUAUUACUUCUACUACUACUACUA
Messenger RNA from Silurus meridionalis, 667 nucleotides. RefSeq names its product guanylin. The record is from RefSeq and is a predicted model, not a curated record. Gene Ontology annotation, molecular function: guanylate cyclase activator activity. Gene Ontology annotation, cellular component: extracellular region. Bases 45 to 377 code for a protein of 110 amino acids. Lineage: Eukaryota; Metazoa; Chordata; Actinopteri; Siluriformes; Siluridae. The transcript has 3 exons.